Molecule: messenger RNA, 2304 nt
Organism: Ananas comosus (pineapple)
Lineage: Eukaryota; Viridiplantae; Streptophyta; Magnoliopsida; Poales; Bromeliaceae
Product: vacuolar-sorting receptor 6-like
Exons: 13
Coding region: 105-1973 (622 amino acids)
Molecular function (GO): calcium ion binding
Source: RefSeq, a predicted model, not a curated record
CGUCUCCCUCCUCCCUCCCAUUUUUCUGUCUCUCUCUCUCUCUGUCUCUGAGAGUCAGAGUCUCCUUCACCCUUCUCUCUCUACUUUCUCUCUCUACCUCAACAAUGGCGAGCCAUGGGCCAUGGCUCGCCUCGCUCCUCCUCGUCCUCCUCGGCGCGGGGUUCGCAUCGGGGCGAUUCGUGGUGGAGACGAGCAGCGUGCGGGUGAUCUCGCCGCAGCACAUCAGGGGCCACCACGACGCGGCGAUCGCCAACUACGGGAUCCCCAACUACGGCGGCACCAUGGCCGGCGUGGUCGUGUACCCCGACAAGAAGACCACGGGGUGCGACCCCUUCGAUUCCACCUUCAAGUCCAAAUCCCGUCGCCCCGUCAUCCUCCUCCUCGAUCGCGGAGAUUGCUACUUUGCUUUGAAGUCAUGGAAUGCCCAAAAUGCUGGUGCUGGCGCAGUAUUAGUUGCUGACAACAUAGACGAGCCUCUUCUCACUAUGGACACCCCGGAAGAAACCCGGGAUUCUGAAUAUGUUGACAAAAUUACUAUUCCCUCGGCAUUGAUAAACCGUGCGUUCGGGGAAUCUCUAAAGAAGAUGAUUGAGAAAGGCGGAGAAGAAGUCGUGGUUAAGUUAGAUUGGAGAGAAUCAAUGCCUCACCCUGAUGAAAGGGUCGAGUACGAAUUUUGGACUAAUAGUAAUGAUGAAUGUGGCCCUCGCUGCGAUGAACAAAUGGACUUUGUUAAGAAUUUCAGAGGCCAUGCUCAGCUUCUUGAGAAAGGGGGAUAUACUCAGUUUACACCCCAUUAUAUAACUUGGUUCUGUCCAGAAGCUUUUAAGCUUAGCAAGCAAUGCAAGAGUCAGUGCAUCAAUAAUGGGAGGUAUUGUGCGCCUGACCCAGAACAGGACUUUAGUGAGGGUUAUGAUGGGAAGGAUGUCGUGUUUGAGAAUUUGAGGCAGCUUUGUGUGCAUAGAGUCGCGAACGAGAGCGGUCGGCCAUGGGUUUGGUGGGAUUUCGUGACAGAUUAUCAUGUUAGGUGCUCAAUGAAGGAGAAGAAGUAUAGUAAAGAUUGUGCCGAGGAAGUUAUUAGAUCUUUUGCAGGUUUACCUCUGGAUAAUAUUUUGAAAUGCAUGGGCGAUCCUGAUGCUGAUACAGAGAAUGCUGUCUUGAAGACAGAGCAGGAAGUUCAGAUCGGCCAGGGUUCUCGUGGAGAUGUGACUAUCUUGCCCACUUUGCUUAUAAACAAUGUUCAAUACCGAGGAAAAUUGGAAAGAAGUGCAGUGCUCAAAGCCAUAUGUGCCGGUUUUAAGGAGUCCACAGAACCUCAUGUUUGCUUGAGCCCAGAUAUUGAAACAAAUGAAUGCCUUCAAUCAAAUGGAGGUUGUUGGCAAGAUCAGCACUUAAAUGUGACUGCUUGCAAGGAUACUUUUAGGGGCAGAUUAUGUGAAUGCCCAUUAGUAAAUGGUGUUCAGUAUCAAGGAGAUGGUUACACUUCGUGUAAAGCUGUGGGACCAGGGAGGUGUACAAUGAACAAUGGAGGUUGUUGGUCAGAAACCAAAGAUGGACUAACGUUCUCUGCUUGCUCGGAUGCGGCAUUGAACGGAUGCCAGUGUCCUUCUGGGUUCCAAGGCGACGGCCACACAUGCGAAGACAUUGAUGAAUGUAAAGAAAAGCUUGCAUGCUCCUGUCCUGAUUGCUCUUGCAAGAAUACAUGGGGCGGGUAUGAUUGCAAGUGCAAUCGUAACCUUCUGUAUAUAAAAUCCGAAGACACUUGUAUAGCAAAGAACACGUCGAGGCUUGGGUGGUUCUUAACUCUCUUAGUUCUAUCAUGUGUGGUUGGAGCCGGAGUAGCAGGCUACAUAUUCUACAAAUAUAGACUAAGGUCAUACAUGGAUUCCGAGAUCAUGGCAAUUAUGUCUCAGUACAUGCCACUCGACAACCAUCACAACGAUGCCCAACCUCUUCGACAAGAUUCAGAAGCAUAAACAGGAACAGAGAUUGUUGUAAAUUUAUAACAAGUACACGGAGAUUCUUCAGAGAUGGUGCCGCAGAUUUUCAAAUUUUUGAAACUAUCUACAAAAAUCUUUUUCUUAUUUCUCAAAAAUGUUGUUGUAAGAUGUCAAUGAAUUUGACACUGCAUGUGACAAAAAUAAAAAUUUAGACUUUUUCACUACCCAAUACUCAAUUUUAUCACUGUAAACUUCGAAUUGUGGAUAUUCUUUAGUUACUGAAAUUUGUCAGAACUUUUUUAAAGAACUAGAACUAGAACUGGAAUGAAGAAAUCAUAAUGCGACAAAGAACACUAUUUUUAUGUAA